AUGGAAGAUGCCGCCCAUCAGAUACCCCCAUACUUCCUCCAAGCACCACGGCUGCUCGAUACAUUGGAGACCGAAACAUCUACCAUACAAGACGAAACCAUGAGCGAGUGCUUGCCUCUCCUCAAUGGCAUCAACGACCCAUCCCGAAGUCCUUUUGAUUUCAAUGAGUUUGGAUUGCUUUAUUUAGACAAAGAAGCGCACAUUGGAUUUCUAAACCAGCACUUGGACGAAUUCCCUGCUCCUUUCGUUGGUAUGGAUGCAAGUCGUCCUUGGAUGGUGUACUGGGGCUUAGCAGGACUUUACAUGCUGGGUGAAGAUAUCACAGUAUUCCGCUCGAGAGUCGUCAAAACAUUUUAUCCCAUGCAACACCCCAACGGCGGCAUUGGUGGUGGCUUUGGUCAAGAUGCGCACCAAGCUGGAACCUAUGCAGCGUUGCUGUCUCUGGCUCUAGUCGGCGGCGAAGAGGCAUAUUCACUUAUCGAUCGUGAAAAGAUGUGGCACUGGCUAGGACGGCUCAAGCAGACAGAUGGAGGCUUUCGGAUAUGUGAAGGAGGUGAGGAAGAUACUCGGGGCGCUCUGUGUGCCUUGGUUGCCAUUUCACUUCUCAACCUUCCUCUCUCACUUCCUCCUGAAUCUCCGGCUCGUAUUUCAGGUCUGAAAACGUUCAAGGAUGGACUCGGGGAGUAUCUCUCGCGCUGCCAGACCUAUGAGGGUGGAAUUGCAGCGUCACCAGGAGGUGAAGCGCACGGAUCAUACACCUUUUGUGCACUGGCCUGUCUGUGCCUAUAUGGUCCACCGCGCGAAACAUUUAGCAAGUUUCUUAAUGUCGAUGCACUGGUAUGGUGGCUCUCUUCCCGACAAUAUGCGCCUGAAGGAGGGUUCGCUGGCCGCACAAAUAAACUGGUGGAUGGUUGUUAUAGCCACUGGCUGGGUGGUUGCUGGCCUCUGGUAGAAGCGGCGGUGAGCGGUCCUCGAGACUCGGCUGAUGAGAAAGCGAGGGACGUGAGCGACAAUUUGUACAGUGGUGAAGGGCUGGCAAGCGACGAUCCAUUUGGUCCAGCCUUUUCCUGGCAGUUCUGGGAAGCCCAAGUCCCUAGCGAGAGCGAUUCUAGUAAGGUCUUUGAAGCGGGAACGGGAGUCAAGCCCAUCCACCCGGUCUUUGUGAUUCCCCAUGAAUCAGCAAAGGCGAUGCGGGAGUGGUCUUUGGCCAGGCCUCUCGAGGUUCUAGGCGCAAAAUAA
This is a messenger RNA of Fonsecaea monophora, 1239 nucleotides long. RefSeq lists its product as hypothetical. Bases 1 to 1239 code for a protein of 412 amino acids. Gene Ontology annotation, molecular function: protein farnesyltransferase activity. The transcript is spliced from 3 exons. Lineage: Eukaryota; Fungi; Ascomycota; Eurotiomycetes; Chaetothyriales; Herpotrichiellaceae. Gene Ontology annotation, cellular component: protein farnesyltransferase complex. Gene Ontology annotation, biological process: protein farnesylation. The record is from RefSeq and is a predicted model, not a curated record.